Molecule: messenger RNA, 495 nt
Organism: Cryptococcus amylolentus CBS 6039
Lineage: Eukaryota; Fungi; Basidiomycota; Tremellomycetes; Tremellales; Cryptococcaceae
Exons: 3
Coding region: 1-495 (164 amino acids)
Biological process (GO): regulation of DNA-templated transcription
Molecular function (GO): zinc ion binding; sequence-specific DNA binding
Source: RefSeq, a predicted model, not a curated record
AUGAAGUACCAAAUCCAAGAGACGCAGGUCCCCGUCCGUCCCAUUCUCAAUAUCACGACCGAGGGAUUGAAGAGGCCUUUAGCAGCCGAAGAUAGCCCUAGAGGUCCAACCUCAGGCAAGCCUAAAAAGAGGAGAAUACUUAGACCCGGGAGGUGCGCCAAUUGCGGGUGCAAUGAGGAAGAGACCAGUCUGUGGCGCACCAACGUCGAUGCAGGUGAAGACGAAUCAGGAAAGAUCGUCUGCAAUGCGUGCGGCCUCUGGAGAUCGGAACACGGCUUUCCCAGACCCAAGAGAAUGUCCAACAUGUUCCCAAGGUUGACGAAUACCAAGUUUGAGCGUGAUGAGGUGGGAAUGAAGAAUCAUCAAAGGUCAGCGAGCAAAGCGAGUUCUGAUGAUUCAUCGUCGGAUGAGACGGAAGUGGACGAUGUAAUUGAUGCGGCCAAUAUCUUGAUGGACUUGGCUGCCAAGUGGCGAGUUGGCAAAAGUCACACCUGA